AUGACGAUGUGGCAAACUCUCGUUGCAGGUGGAAUUCUUGCCGGUACUGUCUUAGUCCAUGCUAGCAAUCCCUUGGCUACAGAAGACCAGCAUCACAUUGAUGAGCUGUCCAAGUCAUUUUUGGGCAGGGGCAAUCUCGAUGCACUUAAGCAAAAAGCGCGUGAACAAUACGUUAAAUCGUUGAAGAAAUACAACGUGGAACUCACUGGCUCUGUGAACAAGGACCUGGAUGCUGCUAUGGACGAACUUGUCUUCAGCUCUAUCCAGAAAGCUGCGAAUGGCGACCCCGCCAAUCCUAAGGUCUACUGGACGGAUACGGCUAAACGCACGCACGAUUGGUUUGGUAUAUCAGUACCUGGUGGCCGUUACUCAUAUGAUAAUCCCGACUGCAUCUAUCGAACGAUCCCAAUCAGUAGCAAGUACAAAUACAAGAUAUCGGGGCGCCGCUUUGGAAAUGGCACGGCCGAUCAAUCAUUCUCUCUGAUCAAAAACCGCAAUUCUCAGAACACUAUCAGUGCGCUCUACAAAGAUGAUAUGAAGGUGAACAGCGAUGGAUCGUAUGAAAUUACCAUCAGCACCGACAAGUCUGGCGGACAAAACCAUAUCAAGAGCGACUGGACUGCUAAGCAACUUUUCAUUCGCAACAAUCUGGGUGACUGGUCGAAAGAGACGCCGGACGAGCUCAAGGUGGAAAUCAUUGACAAGCCGAAGCAUGCGCCUAAGCGCACAGAUUCAGACAUUCUGAAAGAUGCCCAAGAAGACCUGAAAGAAUCGACCUUCUUUUAUGGAUUUGGUGCCCUCGACCUAAAGACGUUGACCCAGAAACUGAAUCACUUGGCAAGUCCACAUCAAUCUAGCUGGCUCGGUACAUUGACCUCACAGGCCCAAUCAUUUGGCUACUUUCAUGUUAAGCCCGACGAAGCCUUCGUUAUAACACUCACAAGUGGAAAGUCAUCAUAUUGGGUUAUGCCUGUAACCACGAUGGGUCUUCUCACGAAAGAUCCCGAGCAUAACAUUGUGAGCUUCAAUAAUUUCCAAUCUGCUCAAAACAAAAAUGGCUCUUACACAUUUGUCUUGUCUUCACAAGACCCAGGCAUUUACAACUGGAUCGACACGACUAAUCUUGAGCGGGGCACUCUAAUGAUCCGUUGGCAGGGUCUGCCCGCCGGCGAUGGGACUGCCAAGGAUAUUCACGUUCACUCGCAGCUUGUAAAGUAUGAAAACCUUCACAACGUGCUCCCGGAUGACGUGCCAAAGAUUGAUCAAGGCGGUCGUUCUGAGCAGAUUGAGAAACGUCGCCAAGAAUACAAACGGAUUCAUUUCCAAAACUAA
Molecule: messenger RNA, 1332 nt
Organism: Malassezia globosa CBS 7966
Lineage: Eukaryota; Fungi; Basidiomycota; Malasseziomycetes; Malasseziales; Malasseziaceae
Exons: 1
Coding region: 1-1332 (443 amino acids)
Source: RefSeq, a predicted model, not a curated record